AUGCCGGAGUUCCAGCCGCAUUCAGCACAUCGGUGCUACCGCCUUCUGCACAUAGGCCUUUCAAAUAACCCACGACAGGUUGUUGUGCAAUUCCAAUCGUAUCUUCCAUUGACGAAAGCUUCAUCGUAUCUGCCAUUGACGAACGCUUUGUGCCUUCGUCCCUUCGUCGUGCCUACCAUUGACGAACGCUUCCGAAUUCCAAUCAUAUCAGUGGAAACUCAAAUUCUAAAUGCGUUAGUUAGCAUGAUUGUGAAUCAUGAGUAUCCUCUUGCUAUGGUUGAUCAUAUUGGAUUUAAGAGAUACUCUAAUAGUUUGAAUCCUGAUUUUAAAGAAAUGAUUUUGAAUAAGGCAUGGGUCAAAGUAAAAGAUCGUUCAUCUAUUGAUUAUGUAAAUGGUGUUGAUGAGUUUCUAAAUUUUUCUCUUUCCAAAGUAAGAGAAGAUGAUCGAGAUAGUACUACUAUUAGGUGCCCUUGUAAUAGUUGUCGCAAUAUAUUUCUUAAAACAAAAUGUGAUGUAAGAUUCGACUUGCUCAAGGGAGGAAUGUAUGAGAAGUACACUUUUCGGGAACUUCACGGGGAAGAAUUAGUUGAAUCAAGUGAUGGGGAUGAUGUUGAUGAGUUGAAUGACAUUGAUAGUGGUUUCACAAUGUUGCAAGAUGCAUGUGGAGUUGGUGCUAUGAAUGUUGGGAGUGCUGAAGAGGCUUUAAAUAACGUUGAGGAGUAUGAGAAACCUAAUGCAAAUGCAAAAAAGUUAUUCAAACUUUUAAAGGAGUACCAAGAACCAUUAACAAUGCAUGGCACAACAAUGUCUAAGUUGUCAUAUAUUGUUAAAUUAUUACAUUUAAAGGUUUUGAAUAAUUGGUCUGAUAAGUCUUUUGAUAGUUUACUCCAAUUAGAACAUCAAGGCUAUGGCGCUUACCUUCCAACUUCUUAUUACGAGGCUAAGAAACUCAUUAAAGACUUGGGCCUUGAUUAUUAUAAGAUUGAUGCUUGUGAAAAUGAUUGUAUUCUUUAUUGGAAAGAGCAUGAAAAAUUGAUUGAGUGUCCCACUUGUGGUUUAUCAAGGUGGAAACAAGAAAAGGAAGGCUCUUCUAAGGGGGUAAAGGUUUCUAGAAAAGUGCUAAGAUAUUUUCCAUUGAAGCCUAGGCUACAAAGGUUGCACAUGUGUAGAAAGACAUCCAAAGAUAUGCGUUGGCACAAAGAAAGGGAUGCUACUAAAACAUAUAGAGUGAAUGAUUGUGAUAGGAUUAUAGAUGAUGAUGCCCUUUCUAAGGAAGAGGAGGAUGAUACCUUUUUAGAGGAUGACAAUGCGAGUGCGGUGGAUGAUACAAUGAGACAUCCAUCUGACUCCUUUGCAUGGAAAUCAUUUGAUGAAGAGUAUAGUGAAUUUGCUAAAGAGGUGCGAAAUGUUAGACUUGGACUAGCUUGUGAUGGCUUUCAGCCUUUCAAUAAUUCACAACAUAGCAUAUGGCCAGUGGUUCUUAUCCCUUAUAAUUUUCCUUCUUGGUUAUGCAUGAAACCUUAUUCAUUUAUGCUAUCUUUACUAGUACCAGGUCCAACAAGUCCUGGAAUUAAUAUGGACGUCUACCUCCAACCACUUAUUGAGGAGUUAAAGGAGCUUUGGGAGGUUGGUGUUGAAACCUAUGAUGCUUACUCUAAAACAAAUUUCAUCUUGCGUGCAUCACUACUGUGGACUAUCAAUGACUUUCCUAUGUAUGCAAAUUUGUCUGGAUGGUCUACCAAAGGUUAUUACGCUUGUCCAUGUUGUCAUAAGCAAACUAAACGGACUUCGUUGAUGCAUAAGGGUGGUUAUUACAACAUUUGCUUCCAAUGA
Messenger RNA from Amaranthus tricolor (Joseph's coat), 1833 nucleotides. RefSeq lists its product as uncharacterized. The coding region runs from base 1 to 1833 and encodes 610 amino acids. The record is from RefSeq and is a predicted model, not a curated record. NCBI's taxonomy places the organism in Eukaryota, Viridiplantae, Streptophyta, Magnoliopsida, Caryophyllales, Amaranthaceae. The transcript has 5 exons.